This is a messenger RNA of Scatophagus argus, 4152 nucleotides long. Its product is annotated as protocadherin beta-15-like. Gene Ontology annotation, biological process: homophilic cell-cell adhesion. The record is from RefSeq and is a predicted model, not a curated record. The transcript has a single exon. Gene Ontology annotation, cellular component: plasma membrane. Bases 1398 to 3800 code for a protein of 800 amino acids. Gene Ontology annotation, molecular function: calcium ion binding. Lineage: Eukaryota; Metazoa; Chordata; Actinopteri; Scatophagidae.
AAAAUUUCCCUUCAGUGGAAGUAAGGGGCCGAGUCCAACCUUUGAAACACAGUCCCAUACCACAGUUAAAUUCAAUAAUGAAGAUGUUUGUCCAAAUACUUUUGUCUUUAUAGUGUCCAUCAAAUGCAAAUGAGUACACCCAAGCUUUGACAAAGCAGUUUGCAGAAAGAGACAAAUGUUUUUAUCCUGAUUGUUUGGUGGUGUUCCAUUUCAUGCUUUUUUUACUUUUAUAAAAUAGGGAACAAAUGUCAGCCCAAUUUCCUUGUGCUUUGCAACAGUUGCGGAUCCGUGACGAUCCAUUUUAAUGUCUGGCAGACCUUGCAGUGAAAUAAUACAUCACAGAACAAUAACAGAAUAUAUCGUAUUUAAAAUGUGUAGCAAAAACGAGUACUCUGCCUCUGAUAUUUAGGGGUUGGAAAAUAUUUGUCUUGCAGAUUUCAUAAUACCAAAGCUCACAGCCAUAUGGAAGACAUGUGAUCUUUCUCAUGAUACAAGAUUGAGUUAUUUUUUAAUGCAGUGCGUUAAAUCAAAGCAUAACAUUGUUUGUGAUAUGUUUUCAAGCACAUGUGUACAGUUUACAGACUGUAGCAGUUAAAUGCUGGUCUAUGGCUUCAGCACUGUUGGAAUGAAGGCAUUACUUGUUUCAAACUGCAGAAUUACAAACUGAUUAGUGUUUUCUCAAAAUAUGUGAUCAAGAGAAAGCAUGUGUGAAGACAAUAAAAAUAUCACAGUUUUUCUUUACGAUCUUUAGCCAAAUAGAUGAGAAUGUAAACAACGAAGAUAAAAACACGAGCGUCAGUUCAUCACGUAACUUUGAGUUAAAAUGCACCAAUAAGAGAAGAAAGUUGCAGUGGAUGUAACAUUUAUCGACUCAAGACAUCAACCUUGAAUAGUUUGUUCGUUCUUUCUGCUUGUUGGUUGCAAACGCGAACCUUUUUCGAGUUAUUUACAAGAUGUUUACUGCAUAUUAACGUAUUUAUUUGUUUUUGUCUAUACUGGGAAGAUGACAUUAUAUCUUGUGCCAGCAUUCAUAAUAGCAUAAACCAACAAUAGUAAAGCGCCAUUUUUCUCUAUUUUGUUUCUUUAAUGUAAUUAAAGUCACUGAAUCUACCUAAUCCAUAUUUGUAAAGAAAAAAAAUCGCCUUGUUAUACCCACACAGAUACUGAUGGUGUCAGUGUGUACCAGCAAACGAGAAGGCUCGGUGAUUCUCCACCCUUCUGUCCCUACGAAUUUAAAGGCUGACUCUGCUUUUGUGUACCGCAGCUCAUAAAACCGCUUCGUGUGGGACUUCAGUGACAUUUUGUGUUUACUGGGAGGAAUCACGAAUGCAUCGUUGAUAUAUUUUGACCUUCUUGGCGGUAUCUUUUACGUAUAUGUGGUCUCUCUGGCAGUAACAAUGGGAUACAGCAGAUUUGCGGUGCUGUGCGGCCUCGCUUUUAUUUUCCUUGUCGUCCACCCCGUCUGUGGAGACGUGAGCUACUCGAUCCCGGAGGAGAUGAAACGUGGAUCUGUAAUCGGAAAUCUCGCUAAGGAUCUGGGACUUGAUUUGGACAGACUGUCUGCACGCAAAGCCCGCAUCGAUACUGAGGAUAACAGUGUGAAGUACUGCGGUGUGAAUCUCAACACCGGAGACUUGAUCGUACAAGAGAGGAUUGACAGAGAGGGGCUUUGUGCCAAAAAGGCAUCUUGUGUUGUGAAACAGGAGCUCGUACUGGAAAAUCCCUUAGAGCUGCACCGUAUUAGUAUCCGCGUUCAAGAUAUUAAUGAUAAUUCACCCCAGUUUAAAGAGGAGUCGCUGAAAUUGGAAAUUCAGGAAUCUGCGGACAAGGGUGAGCGUUUCCUCUUGGAUGAGGCGCACGAUGGAGACAUCGGAGAAAAUGCUGUUCAAGGCUACUCGCUGCAGCAGAAUGAUUAUUUCAAAUUAAAUGUAAACACAAAAGCAGGUGGGCGAAAAUAUGGUGAGUUAGUGUUAGACAAAGAAUUGGACCGAGAGGACAACAAAGAGAUUACGUUACUGCUUACUGCAUUUGAUGGCGGCUCUCCUCAGAGAUCAGGUACUGUAGUCAUCCACGUUACUGUGCUGGAUGCUAAUGAUAAUGUACCAGUGUUCAGCCAGGCCGUUUACAAAGCCAGUCUGCCUGAGAACUCUCCUCUGGAUACACUGGUGAUCACAGUGAGUGCUACUGAUGCAGACGAGGGAGUGAACGGAGAAGUUAUUUACGGAUUUGAUCAUGUUUCAGAUGAAAACGAACUUUUCUCUCUGAACCCUAAAACUGGAGAGGUUAAAGUGGCUGCAGCUGUUGACUAUGAAAGGGAAUCAUCAUAUGAAAUGCAGAUCAGCGCUAAAGAUGGUCUGGGAUUGGCGUCAUAUGCAACGUUAAUUAUUGAGAUUACUGACAUAAAUGACAACGCACCAGUCAUACAACUGAAAUCACUGACAAAUCCCAUACCUGAGAACGUAUCACCUGGUACAGAGGUGGGCAUCAUUAACGUGCAGGACAGAGACUCUGAGAACAACCGACAGGUCCGCUGCUCCAUUCAGCAAAACGUCCCUUUUAAGUUGGUUCCUUCUAUUAAAAACUAUUAUUCUCUGGUGAGCACAGGACAGCUGGACCGUGAAGUGGUGUCUGAUUACAACAUUACAAUCAGUGCCACUGACGAGGGCUCUCCACCUCUGUCCUCGUCUAAAACUGUUCAGUUAUCUGUAGCAGACAUCAACGACAACCCACCUGUGUUUGAGGAGCAGUCGUACAGCGCAUAUGUGAGUGAAAAUAACAAACCUGGCUCCACUUUAUGUUCCGUGAGUGCUCGAGACCCCGACUGGAGACAGAACGGUACAGUGAUUUAUUCUCUGUUAGCCGGUGAGGUGAACGGUGCCCCGGUGUCCUCUUACGUGUCUGUGAACGGAGACACGGGGGUGAUCCACGCUGUGAGGUCGUUUGAUUAUGAGCAGUUGAGGAGUUUUAAAGUCCACGUGAUGGCCCGAGACAACGGUUCUCCUCCUCUGAGCAGCAACGUGACCGUCAGUGUGUUCGUAUCGGAUGUGAAUGACAACUGUCCUCAGAUCCUGUACCCCGCCCCGGAGGGCAACUCGUUCAUGACCGAGCUGGUCCCCAAAGCUGCCCACGGAGGCUCUGUGGUGUCCAAAGUGAUCGCGGUGGACGCGGACUCCGGCCAGAACGCCUGGCUGUCUUAUCAUAUCGUGAAGUCCACUGAUCCGGGACUUUUCACUAUUGGUGUCCACAGCGGAGAGAUCAGGACACAGCGGGACAUUUCUGAAUCUGACAGCAUGAAACAGAACCUUAUUGUGGCAGUGAAAGAUAACGGCCAGCCCUCUCUGUCUGCCACAUGUUCCAUGUAUUUACUGAUUUCUGACAACUUGGCUGAGGUGCCCGAACUGAAGGAUAUUUCUUACGAGGAGAAGAAUUCCAAACUGACGUCUUACCUUAUUAUCGCUCUGGUGUGUGUGUCCACGUUUUUUCUGACGUUCAUCAUCAUCAUCCUGGGUGUGAGGUUUUGUCGUAGGAGAAAGCCCAGACUGUUGUUUGAUGGAGCAGUCGCCAUCCCCGGCGCUUAUCUCCCUCCUAAUUACGCAGAUGUUGACGGCACAGGAACUUUGCGCAGCGCUUACAAUUAUGACGCAUAUCUGACGACAGGAUCAAGAACCAGUGACUUUAAGUUUGUGACGUCUUACAAUGACAACACGCUGCCUGCUGAGCAGACUCUGAGGAAAAGUCCAAGUGACUUUGCAGAAGUGUUUGGAGAUUGUGACGGCUCUCCUGAGGUAGGAACACAUUAAAAUCACUGAUCUCGCGUUCAGCAUACUGAAGAAGCCAUUAUGUUUGUGCAUUUUUUUUAAUAGAGGAGAGUGUGAUGACUCUGGGGUACAAACAGGAGUACUUUGGAUUUUUUUGCUCCGUUCAAGAUCCAGCUCUUAUCUUCACAGCUCCAAUUCAUGGUGAAUGUUGUGUUUGCCUCAGUGUUAUUUGGGGGAAAAAAAAGUUUAAAGCUUCCAAUGUGUUUAAUAAUUCUAAGGAGAUACCAGCCAGACUUUGUUGAUGUUAAAUUUAUUUAUUCAUUUGGAGAGGUGGAGGUAUGAAUAGCUUGCCUGACUUUGAUUUUUGUUAAUUAAAAUGAUCUUGACCAAACAU